AUGGACUCGGACCAUACCAUGGACGAUACCUCACCUGCGCAGUUUGCAGAGCAAAUCUCUACCGCCGAGUUCGAGCGCCAGGCGGUCGAGUACACGACACAAGAGGUGCAGCGUCUAAACACCGCUGUACGCGCACAGCCAGAGAUUGGCGCGCGCUCGGAGUUUUUCCAGCACAAGGAGAACGUGAUCAAGGGACUGCCGGUCUUUCAAGGCAAACACACGAGGUUUGUGUACGACAACGAAGAAGAGGAGAUUGUGGCGGCUGUUGACGUGACGCAAGAGGCGCUUACCAACGGACCUGUGGUGCGCACAGUCGCGGAGCUGGACGAGGAGGGAGAAGACGAGAACGAAGAAGAAGAAGACGAGGACGAGGCAGCGCAAAACACAUUCUACAGUGCAGGGCAGGAAGGUGACAUGAUGAUGGACGACCAUUACGUGAACGCUCUGAUAGAGGACGUGGAGAUGGAGAUGGCCGCAGUGGCUAUUGACGAGCAGAAUCUGAUGAACACAGCUGCUUAG
Peronospora farinosa is the source of this 519-nucleotide messenger RNA. The record is from the annotation of a GenBank genome assembly. Lineage: Eukaryota; Oomycota; Peronosporomycetes; Peronosporales; Peronosporaceae.